This is a messenger RNA of Cygnus atratus (black swan), 1752 nucleotides long. RefSeq names its product post-GPI attachment to proteins 2 (gene PGAP2). Gene Ontology annotation, biological process: GPI anchor biosynthetic process. The coding region runs from base 66 to 830 and encodes 254 amino acids. The record is from RefSeq and is a predicted model, not a curated record. The transcript is spliced from 6 exons. Lineage: Eukaryota; Metazoa; Chordata; Aves; Anseriformes; Anatidae. Gene Ontology annotation, cellular component: endoplasmic reticulum membrane; Golgi membrane.
GCCUCCCGAGGGGGCGGGGCCGAGCGCGGAGCGGAGCGGAGAGGGAGCGAGGCCGGCCCGGCAGCAUGCUGCAGGUUCCGCUGCCCCUGGACCGUGACGGGAUCCUGCUCCGGCUCCGUUUCACCACGCUGGCCGUGGGCACCGUGUGCUGCCCCCUGUUCGGGUUCCUCUUCUGCGUCGCCUGGUCCCUGCUCUUCCACUUCCAGGAGACCACGGCCACCCACUGCGGGGUCCCGAACUACCUGCCCUCCAUCAGCGCGGCGAUCGGCGGCGAGACCCCGCAGCGCUACGUCUGGCGCCUCUGCAUCGGGCUGCACUCGGCGCCCCGCUUCCUGGUGGCCGUCGCCUACUGGAACCACUACCAGAGCUGCCACUGCUCCCACCCCCGCUACCCGCGCUUGUGCCACUUCAACCUGCUGCUCAACCUGCUCGAGAACUUCGCCCUCCUCGUGCUGACCUACGUGUCCUCGUCCGAGAACUAUGCAAUCCACGAAAAUGCCUUCAUCGUCUUUAUCACGUCGGCUCUGGGCCACAUGCUCCUGACGUGCAUCCUCUGGAGGAUGACUAAGAAACACACAGUAAGUCCCGAGGAGCGCAAGUCGUACAAGUGGAAGCAGCUGCUCUUCUUCUUUACCUUCAUCACCUUCGCGUUUGCCGUGUGUGUCUACUUCCACCACAACUGGUACUGCGGGCCUGGAGUUUACACCAUUUUUGCUUUCCUGGAGUACCUGGUUGUCCUCUCCAACAUGGCCUUCCACAUGACUGCCUUCUGGGACUUCAGCAACAAGGAGCUGGUGGUGAGCUCCAUGCUGGAAGACAAGCACUUCUAGCCGGGCCCUGCACGCUGCCGGGCGCGUCGCCCGUCCCGGAGCUGGCCGCAGGUGCCCUGGACCCGUGCUGAGCCGUGGGUGCAGUCUGCAGCCCCUGCCCGGCGGGGCUGUGGGCGAGGGGUUUGUGCCUGCCGGUAGCCGGGGCUCUCCCGUGGAGGCACUAGACCCGCGGCGGGGACAGGAAGCCGAGCCCCUUCCCUCUGUGCUGCGGCGCUCGGGGCAGAGCCCCCCCCUGCUGCCGCAGACGUCUCCGUGUCCUGGGCUCCACGUGUUGGUGCUGUGCGUGGUCCCUGCCCAUGGGCAGAGCUCUCAUACACAGGGGACACGGGGACCCGCGUGGCCAAGGCUCCCUGCCCCAGCUCCCUCCUGGCCUUGGGACGCAGGGGAGGGCAGGCAAGGGGUCAGGCGGCUGCUGCCUGGUUCUUUGGAGGGUCCUUUCCUUGCCCCACGCUCCAGCUGGGCGGCCUCAUGGUUUCUCCUCCAGGCUGGGGGAACUUUGUCAGGGGACCCUUGGCCAAGAUCUCCAACAAGGGCUCAUGGCCCAGAGGGGGCUGCGAAGCUUAAGGGAGCCCCCACCCCGUGUCUCUCCAGUCGCACCCCCAGAACUGAGCAGCGUGAACGCCUCGGGCGGUUCGCUGCAGGGCUGGGGCAGAGCUGGGCACAAGCUGCAGAGGCUGGGGCUGAGCCAGGCCCCUCGGAGCCCCGGCACUGCAAUGGGGCAAAGCCGCCCCGGGCCGAGCUGGAGGGGCCCCGGCCAGAGUCCCAGUGGGGCUGGGCAGCCCCUCGCACGUCUCCACCCGUGCGUGCCCCGCCGCACCGGGUUCCACCCAUCCCCCUGCCUGCAUGCGUGUGGCGUGGCACCUCCCAGCAGCGUGUUCUCGUUGGUUUUGAGGAUGAAAUAAAGCACUGAAUAUUUUUGUGA